Ectocarpus sp. CCAP 1310/34 is the source of this 1145-nucleotide messenger RNA. The record is from the annotation of a GenBank genome assembly. NCBI's taxonomy places the organism in Eukaryota, Phaeophyceae, Ectocarpales, Ectocarpaceae.
AAAGAGGGAGCCGGGAUUUUUUGGGGCUUGCUCCUUUUACGGUUCCGGGGAGAAUCGCCCCGCUUUUUCCGGGCAGCCGAAGCAGACACCGGUCACGCGUGCUGCCUUCAUCACACCACACCUAAACAGCGCCAGCAACACCCCAAAGUGCCUCCCACGGCAAGUCGACCACCAUGGCUGAGCGCGGGAAGCGCCAGGAUCCCAAGGACCCCGCAGCGCAACGCCGCGAGAAGCGCCGUCGACGAGCUAUCGACGAGGAGAAUGCAGCCCAGGAAGACAAGAGAUUCACGGUCCUGCGUCUUCUGAGGGCCGUAGUAGUGGCGGCGGGCGUCGUGGCAGCAGGAGACGCUCAUCGUGCCCACUGCAAUCAGGAACGGCAGCCCAUCUUCGAGCCCAAGAGACUUCCGUGCGCCCAACACGAGGCGGACCUCGAUCAACGGCACGGCUGGCGGCGGUCGUACCGCAUGACAAGAGCAACGAUGGCGUUUUCUCGUGGGUCGUCGCCACCGUGGAUGGUCUGUUCAUCAAGGUCAAGGCUCCGUGUGCGAAAAAAGACCGCCAGCGUCAUCGCGUACUACUCUGGCAGCAAGUCCGCGUACGGCAUCAAUGUGCAAGCGAUGUGCACCGCCGACAACCGGUUCUGCGCAAUGUCGGCGAUCUCUCCAGGCUCGACGAAGGACUCGGUGGCAUGGAAUCGAUCGUCCCUCGCCAAGGCCGUCGCCCGCUUGCCCGCCGGAUUUGACAUCAUUGGUGACGCCGCCUACCCCAUCGGAGAAAAGGUUCUGACUCCGUACCCUGGGAGGCAACUACCGGCGGGCGAGGACUCGUUCAACUUCCACCUGAGCCAGCUUUGUGUCAAGAUCGAGCAGAGCUUCGGCAUCCUGUGGAGACCUCUCCGCGUGCAGCUCGCAGGACGCGCGGAUCUCAUCACAGCUCUUUCUCAUCUGCACAACUUCCUGCAAGUCGAGAACGUAGCGCCGAUCCAGCUUUCAGAGGAGGACUCCCGCAGCGGAAUCAACCAGCCGGCCCUCUGUGCUACCCAGCGCACCUUGCCGGAUGGAUGGGGAACGGAGCCCCCUUCGAGGAGCGGUGAGACCCCGGCCCGAGCGGCUACCCGCAAGGCCCUGGAGUUGAAGAAGCAGUGA